GAUACAGCAACAAAAAGCGAACAAACACACGCUCCACCCGUUAUUGUAAGGUGAGACAGGGUAUGCAAGGACAAUUGAUUAGUAAGUAAACAAGAGAAGUGAAAUAAACUCAUAUGGGUAACACCCAUAAAAUUAUGUUGGUAUAAGGUUUCAAAAACGUAACAAAAAAAGUUGACAGCAAGAUUAUGACCUUCUUCACAGCCGUGUAUGAGUUAGACGUUCAUACAGAUAUUUACUGUUUGUUUGAGGGAUGAACACAGAUAAUAGUCUAUAAUAAUACUUUUCUUUUACGAAAAACAUCCAACAGAGCAGCCAGCUUCGUUCGUGUUGACAGAAUGCCGCAAGUAUUCUGUGCUACGUUUGAAUUCUCCGGAUUACAGAGAGUUAAAAAUGCGAGUGAUUUAGGUGUUUUUUUAUAUUCUUUUCACUUCUAACUUAUUGCUGGGCAUCUCAGGUAUACAAAUGGAGACCGUGGCGUUCAUAUAUAAUUUAUUCACUGUGUUAUACAUCGUUAAAAUGACCGUGGCCUUUAUGCCAAACUUCAGCGUGGAGAAGUCGAAUGAUCUUCGGGACGCCAGAACCCAUGCCAAUAUAACCAAAGAAGCAGCUCUGCAAACACUGGCUGAGUAUCUAUUUGACCACAGACAAGCAACGAAAGCAGACGAUAGCGCGCAGUCAGUGUCGUCUGCUUCUGAACUAUACAAAUGGCAUUUUGGAGAUCAAAAUGUUACCACCAAAAUGUUCACCGUGGCAAUGUUACAGAUAGAGGAUGGAUCUGCCUCUAUGGAUCUCAGCAAUGCUUUUAAGGACUUAUCGUCUGCUCAUUUUGAUUCUGAAAGGAUUUCGGAGAGCCAAAAUAGACUGGUUGCCGAGAGGAUAAAGGUGGCUCUUCUACUGAUGAACGGGGAUAUUGAGGGAGCACGAAUGGCAGCCGGUGGUUUUUUACACUCUUUACAAGAUUUUUACAGUCACUCAAACUGGGUCGAAAUAGGGCAUCAGUCCCAAAACUUAAAUCUAGGUGAGUCCGAGCGAUCUCUGGGAAACACGGCCCAUCCAAGUGCUCAAACCUGUGCAAACUGUGACUCGGAGAGUUGCAAUGGCAACAUACUAAGCAACAUACAGGACGCUAGACUACUGACCAGUGGGUAUGUGGCCGGACAGAAGGACAGUAACGGAAAUCUGGUGACAAAACGUGUCGGGAAAUGCAGUCACGGUGGAGUCAUGGAUUCCUCGGCCACUAAGUCCGCUACAGGGGGAAUCAACAAAGAUACUCCAAACGCCAAGUUAUCACCUCAUCAUUACCUUCAUCAAACGGCAGCAGAUUUAGCAAAAGCAGCGACUAUUUCAUAUCUACGGAAGCUCCGCCAGUGUCCGGGAGAUGUCGCUGUCAGAGAGUUUCUAGGGGCAUCUCAAGGCGGCAGUUUAUGCAUGGUUUUGGACACAACUGUUAGCAUGGCGGACGUCAUUGUCGAGAUAGAGAAUGCCGUGUCAAGGAUUGCAGAGACCAGGAAUAACUCUGACUGGAUGAAAUAUAUCUUAGUACCAUUUAAUGAUCCAGGAUAUGGUCCAGUAUAUACCACCUAUAAUUCCACGGCCUAUGCAGAAAAGCUACGCAGUAUACAUGCAAAGGGAGGCGGAGACACAGAUGAGCAAUCGAUGAAUGGGCUGCGUCUGGCCUUACAUGCCAUCCCCCACGGGACGCCAAUCUUCGUCUUCACGGAUGCUCUGUCGAAGGAUUCUGAAGUCGCUUCGGACGUGCACGCACUGAUUGCGCAUAAGAACUCGCCGGUGUAUUUUAUUCUGAAUGACCAGUUUGGUGGUAACCCAAACCCCAGCAAGUACCAGAGCGGAGAAAACGGGCCUCUUCACUCUUAUGACACCAUUGCUCUGCACUCAGGCGGCCAAAUCAUGAGACCGAAAACUAAAACAGAGUUCACAGAUUCCAUUAACAUUAUUGCUCAUUUGAUAAGCCCAGACCUGGUUACUCUGAUGAUUCGCUACAAUCACCCUGGAUCUGGCACCUUCGAUUUUUCUGUAGAUAAAACUAUCUACGCAGUGUUUGUUCUGGUAGUCUGUUCUCCUCAGGUGAAAGAUAACGUCCAGAUACUUGACCCAACAGGUAUCAACGUAGCUCCGUCUGCCGACCAUGUUGUCUCAACGACCAGCAUUAAACUGUUUAAAUUAAACAGCAUUUCGAGGGGGUGGUGGAAGGUCUUUAUAGAUUGUGAUGGCUCCCCAGAGUGUUCCUGCAAUGUCCACGUGCUCGCUAGAAGCACUCUGGAUAUCGUGACCUCGUUUGCUAGAGAAAUGAACGUCCUCCACCGAGGAUUAAAGAAAGUACCGGCCCGACCAACAAAAGAUAACAUGUCUUAUGUUCGCCUCCAUGUGGUUGGUGCAGAUGGUUUCCAGAGUCCUCUGCAGUCAAAUCAAAUCUUAGCAAGCGGUUACAGUUCAAAGGGAUCAGCUACACUGUUUUCACAUGCUCUGAAUGAACUUGUUCCAAAGGAAGAGUAUUAUUUUUCAGCCAACUUUCAAAACAUUUCACAAGGGUUUCGCAUCGGAAUGGAAGCGAAGGAUACAGAUGGACAACAAAUUGAUAGAAUAGUAACCCAACUGAUUUUCCCAGUCGAGUCAGAAAUCCUACUGGACUACUCCACGCCCCGCACCUGGCAAAUGCCAACCGGAGGAACCGAUCGCGUCACAGUCAAGGUAUCUAACCUUGGGACUUUGGGAGCCGACAUGACCCUUUUGCGUCAGAUUCGGGUGGCCUUGUGAGCAUGAUACUGCCCUCUGACAGGUUCACCAUUGCGGCCGGAGAAACGAAGACGAGGUUUGUCACACUAAUCGCACCUACUGCAACCACGCGCGGUCUUUCCAGCACAGUAAUUGUGUCGGCACACUCAAACAGAAGCAUGUUUGAGAGUUACGAUAUAAUACAACUUAACGUUGCGCCGAAGUCAUUUGAUUACGUCAGUCCAACCUGUGCAAUAGUGAGCCGCAGCGGUGACUGUUCCUCAACUUUCCACGGUUCAAAACCGUGCUUCGAAGACUUCUGGUCGAUUGAAAUCGUUGCAGCUGAUCAAGGAGUCGGGCUUUAUUCGGUACAUGAAUUAAAGAAUGGGGCGAACGCCACGCUGAUUGUCCAGUCUUUCGCCGAAGGUCUCACCAACCAAAACGUCACCGCUACUUACACUUCCGACUGCUGCACGCUUUCGGCUGACAUCGUCGCUUGUGAUGCAUUCGGCAAUAUUGGCCUUUGCUCAGAAGUUGUUGUGAAUAAAAUCAAUACAUCAGAGCCGACGGGGUUGAGUUCUGGUUUUCUUACAGCAGUGAUUCUUGCAUCUGUGGCGGCAGGAUUGCUUUUAGUUGCUCUGUGCUGCUGUAUCUGUUGCUGGUGUUGCAUACCGGCGUGGAGGAGGAGGAGAAAGAGAAAGGGAAGUCUGAGUAGCACCUCUUUAAACUCGUCCCAACCUGGAUGGAUACCACACGGAUACAGGUCUCAAGCAUAUCCGCUGGCCUUUUAUUUGUACGCUGAAGACUGAGUUGCAUACAUAUCUAUUUCAAAGUGAUUACUUACUUCUAAGUAAAAAUACAUGUGUGUUACUAUCGACCUUACUUCAUCUCUACUGCUGAACACGCGCACACGCGCUCCCACACGUACCCAAGAUCAUUAAAAAUGUAUAAUGGCUUUAAUCAGUGACAAUUUCAGAAGUAGAAAGGCUGGGAAUAAUGAAGUAAAUCUGAGAUAAACAUACUACAUGUAUAUCCUCUGGCCGGUCCAGGAUUUUGCUACAGUAGGACCUACAUGUAGGUGCACACAAGAAUAAACAAUGCACGUUAAACAAAAUACCAGACAUUGCAAUAACAAUUCUAUUAUAAGAUGUAGGAAACGGGGUGAAAAUGUUGUACCUGUCUCAUAUAACGAGUUAAGCUGUCUUUUGGGAGAUUGGGGGCGAAGAGGUCACUUCCAACACUAGGGGUAGGUGCAUGUGACACACUGCGCCCUCCUUUGAUACACGCACUAGUAUACCGGUAGAGCAUUGUAUUGGAGUCGGGCAUUGUAUUGUAUCUUUCCUUCUGAGACAUGAGACUAUGCUUAUUGUAUUUCAUAGUAUCAUUGUGCAGUUAAAUACAAGUGUAUGUUUAUAGAAUACUUUUACUACCAAACCAAUAUUUUGCCUUGUAUCAGUUUAAAAU
Molecule: messenger RNA, 4197 nt
Organism: Lingula anatina
Lineage: Eukaryota; Metazoa; Brachiopoda; Lingulata; Lingulida; Lingulidae
Product: von Willebrand factor A domain-containing protein 7
Source: RefSeq, a predicted model, not a curated record